Fonsecaea multimorphosa CBS 102226 is the source of this 564-nucleotide messenger RNA. RefSeq lists its product as uncharacterized. The record is from RefSeq and is a predicted model, not a curated record. The coding region runs from base 1 to 564 and encodes 187 amino acids. The transcript has 2 exons. NCBI's taxonomy places the organism in Eukaryota, Fungi, Ascomycota, Eurotiomycetes, Chaetothyriales, Herpotrichiellaceae.
AUGGACGACCCGUAUAAUAGCAGGUCUGCAUCUGCUGUUUUUGAGCCUUCUCCCUUCUGCCAAUGCACAAGCACGUUCAACAAGACCAAGAAACCCACCGUCAAGAGACAACCGAUCGAGAAUAAAUAUACGCAACCCCCAGAGUCCCGAACUUCAAUCCGACAUCCAAGCACUCCCAAACAACCACGCUCCAAGAUGCCCAAGUGUGCGUAUUGCGGAAACCAGUCCGACCACUACUCAUGUAACUGCGGAUCUGAGUACUCCAGCACAUCGUCUGUCGACAAGAAUCCAACAUCCUUGAACGACCCGAAGCCAGAGUUGGGCAUCUCUUCCUCAGUCUCGGGGACUGGAACCGGGUCCGGUUCUUCAACCUAUACAUCAACCCAAUCUCAUGAUUAUGUUGGCAAGCCCAGUGGAUCCUCGAGCGGCUAUGACCCCGAGCUGAGCGUCAUGAGGCGAGAACCGCCAACAGCUCUCAAAGUGAACAAAUCGGCUUUCAAUCAGUCGAAUGUCGAGCUUGAUGGGUCCGACUGGUCACUGAACGCAACGUCAAAGUCGAAUUAA